Messenger RNA from Strongylus vulgaris, 1119 nucleotides. NCBI's taxonomy places the organism in Eukaryota, Metazoa, Nematoda, Chromadorea, Rhabditida, Strongylidae. The record is from the annotation of a GenBank genome assembly.
AUGCUGGCGGCUGUUGGCUUUGUGAUAGUUGCUUUGCCAACUUCUUUAUGGCUCUACACUAAGUAUAAGUCAAGGAAGCCGAUGAUCUAUGCAAAGUUAGACGGGGAGCUGUUCGAACGAGUUAAAAAAUAUAUUCCAGCUCUUAGAAAGGUGUACACUCCACCAUGGUGGUGUCCUUUUGGGGACGCACAGACUAUAGUUAGUGGAACAUUCAGAAAGUGUCCUCCAUUGCCUUUCAUCAGGGAAGUGAUUGAAUUUGAAGACGGAGGCGCUCUAGGUAUCGAUUGGCUGCAUCCGGAAGACUGCCCGGAUGACGCACCUAUAGUGUUGUUUUUACCUGGGAUAACAGGAUCGACUCGAGAUUGCGCAUAUAUACUAUAUCCGGCACAGGAAUUAAUUGCUCGAAAAUGGCGUGUUGUUGUCUACAAUCCGCGUGGACUUGGCGGUGUCAAUUUGAGAAAUAGAAUAACUUGUUUUCUCAAAGUGCUGAACGUUCCAUUCUAUUCCAGAACUAUUCCAGAGCCUACAAUUCCGUCCGACAUCAUGACGUUGCUGAGUAUGGUGCUUUGGAAUUAUCUUGCAACAUGCACAAAAGAAGAUGUGAUUCUCAAAGGUGCGCUCAUCGUCUCUUCACCUUUUGAUCCAUCUUCGACAACAAACUCCCUAGAGAGGUUUUUUGCGAAGCAUACCUACAAUCGUCAUAUUACUAAAAAACUCGUCGCUUUUGCGGAUAGAUACAGAGAAUACUAUGAACACCACGAAAUGAUGGAUUUCGACCGUGUCUUACGAUCAGUGACAAUUCGAGAAUUUGACUCUAGUUUUACGGCACCUUUAUUUGGUUACGAAUCUGUCGACCAUUACUAUGAGCAUGCGGCUCCGAAUAAGAAGGUGCAUAAGAUACCCGUUCCCACAUUGUGUUUGAAUGCUGAUGACGAUUGUUUCAGUCCGUUAGAAGCCAUACCUAUCAAUGCAAUAAGCGCAAGUGAUUCCGUUAUCAGUGUAGUUACAAGCGGUGGUGGACAUACAGCUUUUCUUCGUACUACAAAUCCUAAUCAGGGAGGACUAGUGGACGAAUUGCUUAUUGAAUGGGCCAUUAUGCUCAUCAAGGAUCUCCAUUAG